This is a messenger RNA of Linepithema humile (Argentine ant), 3620 nucleotides long. Lineage: Eukaryota; Metazoa; Arthropoda; Insecta; Hymenoptera; Formicidae. The record is from RefSeq and is a predicted model, not a curated record.
CAAAGCUCGAAAACAUUUGCAACGUAUUUAAUAUAAUAUAAGGUUAAUCAGACGAAAAUGAGUACCCGUCAUAAGACAUGCAUCAUAAUUCUGUUCAUUGCUAUGACAAGCAUUUUUGCUUUCCAAUGUCCAACAAACAAGGAGUGUCAAUGUAAAAAAUUCGGUCGCUAUGCAUUUAGUAUGAAUUGUACAAUAAAUAAUAAUAAUUCUGUUUUCGAAAUAUAUUCGGAACCGACUAUAUCCGACAAUGAAUUGAAUGAAAUAACAGUCACCUGUAUCAACUCAGCGGACUUGUCAGAUUUUAAUUUGGCCGUAAAUAAUAUUACGUUUUAUAAUAAUUUUUCGAUUUUUGGGAUGCACUUUGAAAAGUGUAAUUUAUCUAAGAACGUCAAAUGGAUUGACAUUGCACGAAUGCUAAGAACUACAAACACUGAAGAAUUAUAUUUUAACUCAUACGAAAAUAAAAACUUGACCUUGGGAAAGCAUUUUCUAAACGGUUUUGAACAUUUAAAAUUUCUAAAAAUAAGCAACUAUCGCAUUCAUUUGGACAAUCUGUCAGCCGAUUUGAGAGAAUUGGAAAUUCUAGUACUGUCGAACAACCACAUCGAACAUUUGGUCGCUGAAUAUUUUAAUUUUACCCCCAAAUUAAUUCAACUCUUUUUGGAGAAUAACUAUUUGGGAAGAAUAGAACCAACCGCAUUUGAUAAACUGACAAAUUUAAAAGACUUGUAUCUAAAUAAUAAUUCAUUAACCGAGCUUCCAGCGUGUAUUUUCGACAAACUUGUCGCUCUGGACAACCUUGGUGUUUAUAAUAGUAACUUAUCCAGUUUACCAGAAAAUAUAUUUGCAAAACUGGAAAACCUUCGCGUUCUUUUGUUACAAGCAAACAAGUUUAAAAAUCUACCAAAAGUAUUUCUACAAAACAAUACAAAAUUGGAAGAAGUUUACUUAACCGACAACCAAAGAAAUCUGAUUUUAUCGAAUGGAUUUUUUAGUAAUUUACCAAACCUAAAAUAUUUGGAUCUGGUAAAUAAUAGACUAGUCAAAUUACCGAAAGAUAUCUUUUGGGGAUCAUCUUCGCUGGAGUACAUUAUAUUGAGUAACAAUUUCCUCCAAUCUUUGCCUGUAAAAAUAUUCCAAGAUUUGUCAAAGUUAAAACAAUUGGAUCUGGAUUCUAAUUAUCUAGAAGCUUUGCCGGAUAAAAUUUUCCAAAAUACCAAUACAUUAGAAAUAUUGAAUUUAUCAAAUAAUCGCAUUACUACAAUUUCCGAAAACAUAUUUUAUGGAUUAUUCCAAUUGAAACAACUAAAUAUGGAACGAAAUUAUUUAAGUACUAUUUUCGAUUAUGCUUUUAUUUUUUUAAGAAGAUUGAAGAUUAUUAACUUGUCCCACAAUUGUCUUACAUUAUCUAAAAAGUCCAAUGCAUUCUUAAUAAUCUCUAGUAACAUAGAAAAAUUAUAUUUAGUUAACAAUAGCAUUUCCGAAAUAUUGACCGAUUGGAAAAGUUACUAUAAUCUUCAGAUAUUGGAUCUCAGCUAUAACAACAUAUCUACUAUAGAAACAGAUGAUUUACAGUUUUCAUCGAACAACAUUCUGAUAAACUUGACUCAUAAUAAAAUACAGCGUAUCCUUUUACACGAUGCCGAAGACAUCAUAAGAGAGAAUAGCAAAACUUUUCGCAACGUAAAAAUAUUAGUGGAAAAUAAUCCAUUAAAUUGUGAUUGUAACGUGUACGAUUUUCUACGUUAUUACGAAGGCGAAAUGCGUAAAGUUCAAAGCUAUUUUCAGAUAGGAUUAGACAAUUUAAUUUGUCAUAGUCCAAAAGAAGUGGAAAAAGUCUGGUUAUAUUCUAAAAAUUUAACCUGUAGAAUACAAAACACAGAUUCCAUUACUAUAUGCCCCAAAAAGUGCGAUUGCUUUUUGAAGCCUCAUGAUGAAGCUUUCAUAUUUGACUGUUCUCAUAAAAACUUAACUUACGUGCCAAACAAUAUAAAAGAACCUAACAUUAAUUUUAUUCGAAAUUUAACAAAAUCAGUUGACACAAUUUCGAAAUUUUAUUUGAAUUUCUCCCAUAAUCAGUUAACACAAAUGCCAGAUUUGGAAAACUUAAAACUCAGAUCAGUAAAUAAACUUUUUUUAUCUCACAACGACAUAUCUACCAUUUCCAAAAAUGGAUUAUCGAAAACAACAGAGGAUUUGGAGCUACACAAUAACAAAUUAUCAACAAUUCAUUCUGAUGUGCUGAUAUUUUGGAAAAACUCUACCAAUUUAACUCACUUGACAUUACAUGAAAAUCCUUGGGAAUGUGACUGUAAUGCUAAAGAUUUUUAUGAUUUUAUUAUUUCUAUCCAGAAUAAUCCAGAAAAAUCUAGAAUAAUGACGUCUAAAACAAUAUGUCAUAGAAAGAAUACAUCAAUAUCAGAAAUGAUGUGGGACGAUUUUUGUCCGUUUGAUACAACAGCAUCUGAUUAUCAGCAUCAAUUGAUUAUCAGCAUCAGUGCAGCAAUUGCUCUUUUUGGAUUAAUUGGUGGUAUUUUUGGUCUGUAUUACAAAUACCAAGAACACAUAAAAAUAUGGCUUUUUGCGCAUCAGUGGUGUUUAUGGUGUGUUACGGAAGAGGAGUUGGAUAAGGACAAAUUGUACGAUGCGUUUGUGAGCUUCUCGCACAAGGAUAUCGAUUUUAUAGCAGACGAGCUGAUACCGAACCUCGAGAGUGGCCCAACACCAUUCAAAUUGUGUGUUCAUUAUCGAGAUUGGUUAGCGGGCGAAUGGAUACCGGAUAAUAUUGCUAGAUCCGUGGAAAAUUUUAGACGGACGAUAGUGGUGCUGUCGCCAAAUUUCUUGAAGAGCAUCUGGGGAAGAAUGGAAUUUCGGGCUGCUCAUCGUCAAGCGUUAAGCGAAGGUCGGGCGCGAGUGAUACUAAUUUUGUAUGGUAACAUCGGACCCAGAGAUGAUCUGGAUCCUGAACUCAGAGCGUACAUAUCUAUGAACACGUACGUUAAAUGGGGAGAUCCUUGGUUUUGGGACAAAUUAAGAUACGCACUGCCGCAUCAAUCCAGACGAUCGAGAAGCAACUAUGCCCAAAGAGAGGUUCUUGAAUUUGAAGUCCAAGAUCAUGGACUGUGAACAAACAAAGACAAUCAAGAACUUAUUCAUUGUAUUUCCUAAGGCACUUGCGAUCACUCUAUCGUGAACUAACUUUUAUCAAUAAGAUAACUAUAAUCAUGUGUCAUGAAAUUGAUACAACUGCAAGUGAAAAAUUAGUUUCUAUAAUACAAAGAAAGAAACGAUUUGACAACAAGUAAAAAUGAUAAGUAACAUAAGAUUAUCACAAACGAUAAAAUGUAUUAACUCUAUACUUUAUCAUAGUUUGUAAGAUAGUUUAUUCAAUAUUGUUACAACAUUAAAAAUAAAAUAUAAUCUCAUAAUUAUAGAACAUAAAACAAAGAUAAUAGUUCCCCUAUGCAUGCAGAAGAUUGUUGUCAGUAUCCGUUUGGCAUUGUGUAGGAUUGCUCGAAGUUUCGAGCAAAAGUUAGCUUUUUUAGUAAUGGGAAUUUAUCAUAAGAAGUUACAUGUAUUAAAUCUAUGCAGCAGCAUGAAUAUUAAAGAUAAGAAAAGAU